UUCCGUUGCCCGGCGGAAGUGUGAGUCGCAAGGACGGCUUUGGGAGGAAUCGGCUAUCCGCUGUUCGCACCGCCGGAAUCAUGUCGAGUUUGGCGGUGAGAGACCCGGCAAUGGAUCGAUCACUCCGUUCUGUGUUCGUGGGGAACAUUCCCUAUGAGGCAACUGAGGAGCAGUUAAAGGACAUUUUCUCAGAGGUUGGUUCUGUUGUCAGUUUCCGGCUGGUAUACGAUAGAGAGACGGGGAAACCCAAGGGUUAUGGCUUCUGCGAGUACCAAGACCAGGAGACUGCGCUCAGUGCCAUGCGUAACCUCAAUGGGCGGGAGUUCAGUGGGAGAGCGCUUCGGGUGGACAAUGCAGCCAGUGAAAAGAACAAGGAGGAGUUGAAGAGUCUAGGGCCUGCGGCGCCCAUUAUUGACUCACCCUAUGGGGACCCAAUCGAUCCGGAAGACGCCCCUGAAUCGAUUACCAGAGCAGUCGCCAGUCUUCCUCCCGAGCAGAUGUUUGAGCUGAUGAAACAGAUGAAGCUCUGUGUCCAAAACAGUCACCAAGAAGCUCGAAAUAUGUUACUUCAGAACCCGCAACUGGCUUAUGCGCUGUUGCAGGCACAAGUAGUAAUGAGAAUCAUGGAUCCAGAGAUUGCUCUGAAAAUUCUGCAUCGCAAGAUACAUGUUACGCCACUCAUCCCAGGCAAAUCUCAGCCUGUCUCUGGCCCUGGCCCUGGCCCUGGCCCUGGCCCUGGUCCUGGCCCUGGCCCUGGCCCUGGUCCUGGCCCUGGCCCUGGCCCUGGGCUUUGCCCAGGACCUAAUGUUCUGAUGAACCAGCAGAAUCCUCCAGCCCCUCAGCCUCAGCAUUUGGCUAGAAGACCUGUGAAGGACAUUCCUCCUUUGAUGCAGACUCCUAUCCAGGGUGGAAUUCCAGCUCCAGGGCCAAUUCCAGCUGCAGUUCCUGGACCUGGUCCUGGUUCCCUAACUCCUGGAGGAGCAAUGCAGCCCCAGGUUGGAAUGGCUGGGGUUGGACCGGUGCCUUUAGAACGGGCACAAGUGCAGAUGUCAGAUCCCAGAGCUCCUAUGCCUCGUGGACCCAUGACUGCUGGUGGCCUGCCUCCUCGAGGACUGCUAGGAGAUGCUCCAAAUGAUCCACGUGGAGGGACUUUGCUUUCAGUCACUGGAGAAGUAGAGCCCAGAGGUUACCUGGGCCCACCACAUCAGGGCCCGCCCAUGCACCACGCCUCUGGUCAUGAUAGCCGGGGCCCUUCCUCACAUGAGAUGAGAGGAGGGCCAAUAACAGAUCCCAGACUGCUACUUGGAGAACCCAGAGGGCCCAUGAUAGAUCAGAGGGGUCUACCGAUGGAUGGUAGAGGGAGCAGAGAUUCUCGAGCGAUGGAGGCUCGAGCUAUGGAAACUGAGGUCUUAGAGACGCGAGUAAUGGAGCGAAGAGGAAUGGAACCUUGUGCAAUGGAAACCAGAGGGAUGGAAGCAAGAGGCAUGGAUGCAAGAGGACUGGAGAUGAGGGGCCCUGGCCCCAGUUCAAGAGGCCCCAUGGCUGGAGGAAUCCAGGGUCCUGGGCCCAUUAGUAUGGGAGCAGGUGGCCCACAGGGACACAGACAGGUCCCAAGCAUUUCAGGGGUGGGGAAUCCUGGAGCUGGCAUGCAGGGGGCAGGCAUGCAAGGAGCCGGAAUGCAGGGAGCAGGCAUGCAGGGUGCAGGAAUGCCAGGCACCGGUAUGCAGGGAGCAGGAAUACAAGGAGGAAUGCAAGGGGCAGGUAUGCAGGGAGGAGGGAUGCAAGGAGGAAUGCAGGGGGCAGGCAUGCAAGGAGUGAGCAUACAAGGAACAGGCAUGCAGGGGGCAAGCAAGCAAGCUGGAGGUCAACCUAGCAGUUUUAGUCCUGGGCAGAGCCAGGUAACUCCACAGGAUCAAGAAAAGGCAGCUUUGAUCAUGCAGGUUCUUCAGCUGACCGCAGAUCAGAUUGCCAUGCUGCCUCCUGAGCAAAGGCAGAGUAUUCUGAUUUUAAAGGAACAAAUCCAGAAAUCCACAGGAGCUUCUUGAAAGGUUUUACAAAUACUUGGCUACAGAGUCAAGGUCUGUUCUGUAGCAUAGAGAAUGGAUGCAGAAAGCUUAACAUCUGCAUCCCCACACUUGAAUGAUUAGGGUUUCCUUUUGUCUUAGAACCUAAUCCUGUCUAUUUUUUGCAGUAUUCCUUUUUAUUUUUAAUUUUGAGUACAGGGGAGGAGGGAGUGGGUUGUUCACUUUAAGUCACUGUAAUUAUACAGAAAUAACUUUGAACAUGAUUAUACCAAAUAAGAUUACAAAGAGUAUGCAGCAAUAUGUGUCUAAAGUAUGUUAACUACACUUUUAAAAUAUGGAGUAAAAAUUUGUGAACACUGCACAUAAAGACUAACAGGUGACUUGUUAAAAUGGUAAUGUACAGGUAGUUUAACAUUUUGGGUUGUAUAACAAAAUAAGAAUUUGCCUGAAAGUUAAAACAUAUUUUUUGUAAAACAUUUAAAAUACAAAAUCCUAUGGGGGUGGGAUGGGGACAGUAGAAUGCUUAUUAGGUUAAACAUUGUUUUAGUGUUUGGAAUUAUUUUAAAACAUUAGAGCUAAUAGAGUAAGUUUAAACUUGUGGUAUUGGAAUUGUUGUUUUUUUUCCUAAAGCUAUAUUACCUGGAAAAUCAAGGAACGCAUCUGGUUUGAUGGUUGCUUUUUUUCCACCCUUCAGAGACCAACAAAAUUCUUGCCUGGCCAUGAGUGUGACGACUUUGUUAAGAUUGACUGGGUUACUUAAGUCUGCUCUGAUGAGACCCAGUACUUUCUCAAUACCUUUAUAUUUCUCAGUCAUCUUUUCAGUACUAAUUCUGAGUUUGAAAAACAUCUUUUUCAAAAAUCAGUGUCUAGGAACCUGUUGAUCUGGAAGAGUUAUUCACAGUAUUGGGCUUUUUUAUAAAUAGUAGAACAUUUUAUUCAGUAAAGCUCUUCAUUUCCCUACAACUGGCUUCCAUAUGCAGACAGUCAACCAGAACCAGGAGUUGACGAUCUUAGUCUCAACAACAUAAACAUGUCUUUUAUUUUCUUAUUUUUAUAGUCAGCUUUUCUGUGACAACAUUGAAUAACUGAAGCCUAGGCAGGUAUAGAUACUCACAGCCUGAAUUCCCUGCUCAGUUGACUAAUUAAGCUUUUUCCAAGUAACAAAUCCAUUUUGUUCUAAUACAUAUAUAUACCCAUAAGAUCCAUUUAAAUAUCAGUAGGAAGGGGGGGCUUAUCACAUUUCCUUUCAAGCUACUACCUAAUUAAUUUAUAAGUCUUAAGGAUUUGGACACAAAUACUGCUAUUAGACCAAGUAGUAAUUAACAGAAGUAUAAACUUCCAAUUAAUUAGGUGAUCCUACUCUGGAGAAGGAAAAAAUAACUACUUAGGGAAGACAUAACAAUACAGAGAGCUGAGACUUGGAAAUUGAGUUGUUUUCUAUUUGCAAAUGCUUUUACAUUUAAAUAGAUAAUUCACAUUCUUUUCAAAAAAGUUUUCAUCCCUAUGUUGUUUCUGAGCACCUUUUUAUUCUUGGUUGUUCCUAUUAAUUUUCCCAUGUUUUCUGUUUGCUUCCUCUAUAUUGAUAAGAAAAACAUCCAUUUAUAUGUGUGAUAAUUCUGGUUCAUAACAGUUCUCAAGGUUGGCUUGAUUACUUUGAAAUUCCAGUUGCUUUAUCUCUAAGUUUUCCCUGAAUGGCUCCAUGGCAAAAACUUAAAUGUGAUGGUCUUUGUUCUAGUAAAAUUUCUGCGUUGUUUAAUGUAGACUAAAUAAAAAGAAUGUACAAUUCAG
Tupaia belangeri chinensis (Chinese tree shrew) is the source of this 3812-nucleotide messenger RNA. RefSeq names its product cleavage stimulation factor subunit 2 tau variant (gene CSTF2T). The transcript is spliced from 2 exons. Gene Ontology annotation, cellular component: mRNA cleavage and polyadenylation specificity factor complex. The record is from RefSeq and is a predicted model, not a curated record. Lineage: Eukaryota; Metazoa; Chordata; Mammalia; Scandentia; Tupaiidae. Bases 81 to 2045 code for a protein of 654 amino acids. Gene Ontology annotation, biological process: mRNA 3'-end processing. Gene Ontology annotation, molecular function: mRNA binding.